Molecule: messenger RNA, 915 nt
Organism: Ipomoea nil (Japanese morning glory)
Lineage: Eukaryota; Viridiplantae; Streptophyta; Magnoliopsida; Solanales; Convolvulaceae
Exons: 2
Coding region: 168-746 (192 amino acids)
Source: RefSeq, a predicted model, not a curated record
CCUAAGCAAUAAUCUUUCCCUCUUGCUUUAUACCGCCACAUUUUCACUAGGUAGGGUACUGGAUUUGACCCGACCUUCAGCUUCAGCACAACAAUCUCCUAGCCAUCUAGUGCUGGACCUGGCCCGUCUUCACCAACUUUCGCCCAACACCCUAUAUAGAAUUGAGAAUGAAGUUAGUCCAUUUCCUUAUUGCCUUUUCUCUCGUCGUCUUCAUUCAAGCUGCUUUUGGGGAGUUGGUGUGUGAGGAAUUGCCGGUUGGCGUCUGCUCUUUCUCAAUUGCAUCUUCCGGGAAGAGAUGCUUGUUAGAGACUUAUCCAUCCCGCCACGGGACUACGGAAUUCCAGUGCAAGACAUCGGAGGUGGCGGCGGCGACUAGUUUGCGUGAACAUGUUGAGACAGAUGAAUGUAUUGCCGCCUGUGGAGCUGAUCGGAAAUCAGUCGGAAUAUCAUCGGAUUCCCUCCUCGACCACCGUUUCACGGCUAAACUUUGCUCCCCACAAUGCUACCAAAACUGCCCCAACAUUGUUGAUCUCUACUACAACUUGGCUUCCGAAGAAGGAGUUUUUUUACCAGACCUCUGCAAGGCACUAAGGACCAGUUCUGGCCGUGAAAUGACGUCACGGUUUCUGAGCUCUGGUGCCGCCUUCGCUCCGGCGUCCACUGCGGCGGCAGCUCCGAUAUCGGAAGCAGCGGCUUUUGCUCCAACUUCGAUUGCCUCUGUUGAUUGUGCUCCAGCACCUAUGUAAUAAAAUCACAAAAUAUUAUCACUAAUGGUUAUUAUAUAUAUGUUUUAUGGUUUGAUGAUAUAAUCUUUAAAUUACAUAUUCCUCUUUGUAUGUAAGAAUGUAAGAUUGUAGUGUAUUGUAAGUAUUCCUUCUUUAUUUAUGCAAAUAAAAUAAUCCAUAUCUUCUAUCA